Molecule: messenger RNA, 1332 nt
Organism: Micromonas commoda
Lineage: Eukaryota; Viridiplantae; Chlorophyta; Mamiellophyceae; Mamiellales; Mamiellaceae
Exons: 3
Coding region: 1-1332 (443 amino acids)
Source: RefSeq, a predicted model, not a curated record
AUGGAGGCCGCCCCGACCCCGAACCCGAACCCGGCGGGCACGGGUGGGUCGAGACCCGCCCGGCGCCUGCCGGUCGCCCCGGAUUCCGAGGCUGCGGCGGCGCGAGAUCCGAACAAAUCGCCUCGGCCCAUCUACUACAGGAGGGAUGUGCUGCGCAACUUUACCGCGCUGCUUCGACACACUAAGCUCGGUCAUCUUCGCGGGUUGGGUCUGAAAGAACACACAUCGGAAUGGCCUCGAAUCGACUUCAAGCUCCAGCACGUGUUCGGCGAGUGCAUGGAGCCCGGGUCGGCGUGGUACAAGUGCCUGAACAACGACGACCGGGUUUUGGAUUUCUUCCACGCGGUCCUGCGGCUCGCCUCGGACAACGUGAUCGAGGACGUGGAGAAGGCUCGGCCGCUUAUGCGCCUCCUCUUCCGCGCGGACGAAAAGCAGUCUUACACCGUGAAUGGCGAGAUACUCGAAAAGCUGGGGUGCUCGUACGAAGAACUCAGGAGGCUGCUGAUAUCGUCCCCGGGGGGGCCCAGGUGCGAGAGGGUGCCCCUCCCCGGCGCACCCGAGGGGGCGCUGGCGCCGAUCUUGGUUCCCAACCCGCCCGAUGUCGAACCCGAGACCGAGGAGGAAAAGGCGAAAAAGGGCAGACGACGCGGUUGGUCCACGAAGGAGCAGAGGCUCAGGGCGAUCCAGCGGGGUAUCGUCACCGACAGGGGCCUGGUGAACGAGAAAGGCGAGCUGCGGCCGCACCUGCUCGCGCCGAUGCCGAUGUUGCCGCACUUCGGGGGACACGACGCGGCCGUGCAGAGGCAGAGGAUGAACAUUCACGCCACCGCGUUGGCGGCGCUGAUAUCGAGGCUAGAGUGGAAAGGAGAGGAGAAGAAACGCUCGAAAAAGCGGGCGGUGAGCGACGCGGACGUGCCCGUCACCGUGGACAUGGGUCGGCCAAAGCCGGGAUUGGAGGCUUUCAAGCGCCCAAAGCAGAUGUCGGGCCCCAGGAACGGCAUGAGCGGCAUGAGCGGCAUGGGCGGCAUGGGCAACUUUCGCCCGAUAAUGCCCUUGGGGCCGUUUCCGCCGACGAUCAUGUCGUCGCUGUGGCCCCACGUGCAGGGCACGCGCGUGCUGCCGCCGACGGUGUACGUGCCGGGGGUGCCGGGGGUGCAGCAGGUUGGGAGAAUACCCCUGCCGCCGCGUAACAUGCCGAUUGACACGUGGAGCGACAGCGGGUCGCUCGGGAGCGUGGACAGUCAGGCGCUAAACUCCAUCAUGAAGGAUCUGGAGUUCAUCGAGGAGACCCUGGCGCAUGAGAGGGCCCAGCCCACGGCUGUGAUCACGUAG